CCGGCCAGAGCUCUUGCCGUUUGCCGACGCCCGCUUCCGCCCACACAGCAGCAGCUCAACUGCCUACGAUGUACCCGCCUGCCGGGUUCAACACCCCUCUGGACCGCCGGUCAGACAGCCACUCCGUCCCCCUGGCAUACUAUGCGCACCGCAAGCCUGCUGAAGAUCCGAAUCAGGCCUAUUUGACCAUGCUGCAGAUGCAGCAGCACCAAUACCAGCAGCAGGCCAAGCAUGCGCAGUCAUCGCCGGCCAUGGGCUUCACCGGUGGGCCAGCCUAUGCCCCGAAUGUCAGCGCCAUCCCCACGGUCGGAUACUCUCACAUCCAGGCCAUCCCCCCGCCGCAUCAUGCGCAGAUGGGACCACCGGCCGGGCAAAUGUACCCGCCCAUGAAUCCGGUGACAGCUGCCGCAGCGGCGGCCGCGGCGGCCGCCGCGGCCGCCGCCUACAGCAUGCAUGCUCCGCCGCCUGGUGGUGCCCCCCCGGGCGCCCCCGCUGGCGCUCGGCCAGUGACUCUUUCUCGUGUUUCUACUUCUUCCACCAUGGAAGGGCCAGCCAUGGCUCCCCCCGGGCACCAUGGAGUAAGUCGUUCCUCGGCUGGCCAGGAGCACGCCUCAGCCGCGUAUCAUGCCAAUGCCGUCCACCGGUCCUCCCUGGGCCACGAGGCCGAGUCCGCCCUCCUCCGUGCCUUUGCUUCCAGUGAUGCCGAUCGUAACGGUCAAAUAUCGACCGAGGAGCUGCAAGCCUCCCUCGGACUCCUGGGCCCGGCCAUCCCUGGCGCGCCGCCACUUUCACACCAAACCUGCCGGCUGAUGAUCCGCCUGUAUGAUCUCGAACGGACAGGAACCAUCAACUUCGGCGAGUUCUCCGCCCUUUGGCGGCAUGUGCGCGACUGGAGUCAUGAGUUCCAGAAAUACGACCACGACCGGUCAUUCUGCAUCGACCGCGAGGACCUGAGCUCCGCCUUGCAGGGGCUCGGUUACACCCUGAGCCAGGCCUUCGUGCGGAUGGUCGUUUCGCGCUAUGACACCGCCUGCGCACAGACCGUCUCCCUGGACAACUUCAUUCAGAUCUGCCUCAUCAUUCAGCGGUUGACCAAUGAGUUCCGCAAGUUCGACACCAAGAAGAAUGGCUGGGCAAACUUCCCAUACGAGCAGUUUCUGUGGGUCUUCUUCGACAUGCUGGGCUGAUGGCGGCACCCUGGCGUCCGACGCGCCUUCCCUUGUCCUUCUUGCCGUCGUCGCUGUGUUAUGCCCGCUGCCGCCUCCCCCCCCCAUUCCUUCUCCACCUGUCCAUCUGGGCCCGCCGGUCGGGCUUUGGCGCUUCAUCGCAUCACGUCAAUGGGUGCCUGGGUGUGGAUACGCACAUGCACACGCCCAUGCGCGGCUACAUGGUCCUUCUCCUUUCCUUCCGGAUGUAUAUGUGUCUCUGGACAUUCGGCAGAGAGAGGGACAGAGAAAGGGACAUGAUAGCGCCGAAUGGAGGAAAUUCGAACAGCCAUGCUCCCUGAAGCAUGGCCUCAUCCCUUCGCCCGUGCAGUCUGUGCCGGAGAUGCCUCAUAACUUGCAUCUGGGCACGGACGUGUGGGGUCGAUUAGCCCGUGGUGUUUCUCUUCGCGCCUGCCUCCCCCCCCCCACCCCCCCUCUGCCGCACAUGCGGGCUCCUCUACACAUCCUCCUCCCCCUUCCCCCCCCUUUCCCUUGCCUCGCUCAAGCUGUACUUUUAUUGCGGCUCUGGCGCGCGCGUGGCCCCCGGCCACUGUUGCGAUCGUCAUGUCCCGCCCCUUCUCUUCGAGCUCUGGCCCCCCCCCCCUCCCUCCUGGUCUUGCGCGCGUGCCCUGCCGCGCACAGGUGCCCAUCCCUCCCCCACCUCCAUGUUCCUCGUGUUUAGAUCCAUGUAAUACACACGAGAUGCCAACGCACAUUGAGCCCCGC
Fonticula alba is the source of this 1931-nucleotide messenger RNA. RefSeq lists its product as hypothetical. The record is from RefSeq and is a predicted model, not a curated record. Gene Ontology annotation, molecular function: calcium ion binding. The coding region runs from base 69 to 1187 and encodes 372 amino acids. The transcript is spliced from 4 exons. Lineage: Eukaryota; Rotosphaerida; Fonticulaceae.